AUGCUGGCAAUUGAGAAUGCAAAAGCCACUUUACUGAAGAGCAGCACAACAUCUGGCCUGAACUUAUAUGAUCAUCUUGCUAAUGUGCUUACAAACAUCCUGGAUGAACAGCCCAAAAAUGCAGUAGACAUAACUGAGAAUAUCAGCAAGGAUGUGAAAUGGGCUCACUUUCAGAAAAAAAUGGACACUCUUCAAGAUGAACAUGAGAUUCUUCCAACAUUUGAAGCUGCAGAAAAGCAUAAAGCUUUGUUCCUCAAGGCAAAUGGGGAAGGAGAUGAAGCACUAGAAGAAGAGAUAGGAGAGACCCCUCUACCUAAUGUGAUGGAAACAGACUUUUAUUUUGAACAGGCUGGUAUUGGCCUGAGCAAAGACGAAUCCUAUCACAUAUUCCUUGCCCUUAAAAAACUAAUUAGUGUUCAGCCAAUCCAAAGCUGUCGCUUCUGGGGCAAAAUUUUGGGCCUGGAGAUGAACUAUAUUAUAGCUGAAGUGCAGUAUCAUGAAGGGGAAGAGGAAGAGGAAACAGAAGAGGAAGAAGUUACUGAGGAGGGAGGGAAAGAGACAGGUGAGGUUGAAGAUGAAGAUGAGGAGAAUGAAAAAGAAGACAAACCACCAAAGUCCACCUAUAAGCCCCCACCUGUCAUCCCAAAAGAAGAAAAUGGGACUGGGGCUAAUAAAUAUGUCUAUUUUGUCUGUAAUGAGCCAGGCAAACCCUGGGUAAACUUGCCUCCAGUGAUGCCAGCUCAGAUUGUCUGUGCCAGGAAAAUCAAGAAGUUCUUCACUGGUAGGCUGGAUGCUCCUGUUGUGAGCUUUUCUCCUUUCCCUGGAAAUAAGGCCAAUUACCUGCAUGCGCAGAUAGCUCAGAUCUCAGCAGGAACCCAGAUCUCUCCCAUUGGAUUUUACCAGUUUGCAGAGGAGGAAGGAGAGGAAGAGGAGGAGGAGGGAGGAGAAAGAGACACAUAUGAAGAAUACUCUGAUUUUCAGCCUCUUCAUGUGACUGAAAUGGUGGAUUCUCUCUCCACAUAGGUACACCACAUACAGGGUAUUCUAAAGCAGGGUCGCUAUGUUUGGCUUAAUCCUUUUCAAAAAUCAGAGGAGGAAGAAGAAGAAGAAUAGGAAGAGAAAGCAGAGGAUCCAGAUGACCUACAGCAAGAAAUAGGACCUCCUCUUCUCACUCCACUCUCUGAAGACCAGGAAUUCAAAAACAUCCCUGCCUGGACAGCUCAGCCUUCUACAAACCUGAUCCCGCAACACGCUGUUGCAGUCCUCCAGUCUAACCAAUGGCCCAGAGCGUAUGCCUUUGCAUCUGGCAGGAAGUUUGAUAACAUCCACUUUGGGUGGGGUCACAAAUACAGUCCAGAGAACCACACUCCCACACGGCCUCCACCAGCGCAAGCAGAAUGCCUCAGCGAGCCAGACAUCACUGAGAAGAAGGACCCCUCUCUGGAGGAGGAUCUGUCUUUCAAGGCUGUGAAGGAAGCAGCCUUAGCUGCAGCUUAGGAAGAUGAGAAAGAUGAUGAGGAGGAUGAAGAGGAGGAGGAGGAUUAA
Tyto alba (common barn owl) is the source of this 1545-nucleotide messenger RNA. RefSeq names its product radial spoke head protein 4 homolog A-like. Gene Ontology annotation, cellular component: radial spoke; axoneme. NCBI's taxonomy places the organism in Eukaryota, Metazoa, Chordata, Aves, Strigiformes, Tytonidae. Gene Ontology annotation, biological process: cilium assembly; cilium movement involved in cell motility; axoneme assembly. The record is from RefSeq and is a predicted model, not a curated record.